AUGUCCUCAUCAGCCGCGGAAGCACCUACGCCCAGCAUUUCCUCUCCGCCCGCCAAGCGCGUCAAAACCACCACCGACGAAGCCGCCUCCACCAUGUCUGCCGAGCAGAUCCCCUCGCUGCAGGUCAAGAAGCUCUCGCCCGCCGGCCGCAUCCCCACGCGGGGCAGCGCCUUUGCCGCCGGCUACGACGUGUACGCCGCCAGAGACACGACGGUGCCUGCGCGCGGCAAGGUGCUCGUCGACACCGACAUUAGCAUCGCCGUCCCUGCCGGUACCUACGGCCGCAUCGCGCCCCGCUCCGGCCUGGCGUCCAAGCACUUCAUCGACACCGGCGCUGGCGUGAUUGAUGCCGACUACCGCGGUCAGGUCAAGGUGCUGCUGUUCAACCACGCCGAGGCCGACUAUGCUGUCAAGGAGGGCGACCGCAUCGCGCAGCUCGUUCUGGAGCGCAUCGUGACGCCAGAGGUCGUCGAGGUCGAGGAGCUUGAAGAGAGUGUCCGCGGCGCCGGUGGCUUUGGCAGCACCGGCUACAACAAAGAAAAACAAUAG
This is a messenger RNA of Cordyceps militaris CM01, 549 nucleotides long. RefSeq names its product dUTP pyrophosphatase. The record is from RefSeq and is a predicted model, not a curated record. Bases 1 to 549 code for a protein of 182 amino acids. Gene Ontology annotation, biological process: dUTP catabolic process; dUMP biosynthetic process. The transcript has 2 exons. NCBI's taxonomy places the organism in Eukaryota, Fungi, Ascomycota, Sordariomycetes, Hypocreales, Cordycipitaceae. Gene Ontology annotation, molecular function: dUTP diphosphatase activity; magnesium ion binding.